AUUAUAUAUAUUGGCGUGCUAGCUACUUUUUAGUACAGUAGUAGUUUCCUCCUCGAACGACGACGGAUAUAUACUACCCUGCCAUGCAAUCCCAAACAAGUCAACUAGCCUUGUUAUUCGUUGGAUUCUAGCUAGCUAGCAGCUACCUCCCAAAAGAGGUAUAGUAGACAAUAGUAGUAGUAAUAGAGAGAGAGAGAGAGAGAGAGAGAGAGAGAGAGAGAGAGAGAUAUCUCCAUCAGUUUUAAUUUCGAUCUUUAAUUCCCGAUCGAUCUGCAGCUGGGAUACUGAGGUGCUUCCACUUAAUUAAUUAAAAAUGGGGAGAGCACCGUGCUGUGAGAAAGUGGGGUUGAAAAGGGGGAGAUGGACCGGAGAAGAAGAUGACAUCUUGUCCAACUUCAUUCACGCUAAUGGGGAAGGCUCGUGGAGGUCAUUACCCAAAAAUGCAGGGUUACUGAGGUGUGGAAAGAGCUGCAGACUGAGGUGGAUUAAUUACUUGAGAUCUGAGUUGAAAAGAGGCAACAUAACCCCUGAAGAAGAUGAAAUCAUCAUUCAAAUGCAUGCCACUCUGGGAAAUAGGUGGUCGUUGAUUGCAAGUCACUUGCCUGGAAGAACAGACAACGAGAUAAAGAAUUAUUGGAACUCUCACUUGAGUAGAAAAAUCCAGAGCUUUAGGAGGCCUAACAACGAAGAAGAAUUACCGCCAUUGGAAAUGGACUUACCCAAGGUCAAUGUCGCACCCAAGCGGAAAGGCGGUCGCACGAGUCGAGCUGCCAUGCAGAAAAACAAAACCCGCCGCCUUCUCACUAAAGUUCCAAAGCUACUGUUGGAAAAUCCCCAAGAAUCACACGGAUCCUCCAAUAACGGUAAGGGUCCAGUUGAUCUAAUGCCGUCAACACCGACUUUAGAAAACGAGGCUCUGUCUAGCGCCGUCGCAUGGCAACAAGAGAGUUCAAGUGAAAUUAUGUUGGACGCAUGUGGAAUAAUAGAUCAUCACGGUUGUAACAUUUAUACUACUAAUUAUGGUAACAACGAUGUUUUUCUUCUGCCUAGUCCUCCUUAUAAUCCUGAGGUUGGAAUAUUGUUGGGUUGUGGUGAGGAGAGAGAAGGCGUAGCCGAGUUCCCUUACGAAGAGAGAGAAAAUGAUGCAACGUAUGAAGGAGGGCCAGAUGGAGGGACUUUUUGGCUUGAUGAUGACAUAAUGAGGGAGGAGCUGGUGGAUCCAGUUGGUGACGUGAUCAUUUUGGGUGAGAAAGAGAAGACGACAGGAAAUGGGGGUGGAGCCACAAUUAGUGAGGAGAGAGGUUGCGGGACCAUGAAAAUGGCAAUCAGUGAGGAUCUAGAAAGUAGUGUUAGUAACAAGGGGUGGUUGAAUGGUGAACAACAGUACUACUAUUCUUGUAAUUCAACGAAUUCAUUUACUCCAGGGGAAGGAAAUUGGGAAUGGGGUAGUUUUGAUUGGGAUUGGGAUUGGGAAUUGGAAUUACCUGUGGUUCAAGGCCAUGAAUUAUGGGGUGACGAGGAAGAGAAAAUGGUGGGUUGGCCGUGGGAUAACGAUGAGGAGUGCAGUACUACUAAGAUGGGAGGAGAUCAGGGAGUCAUGAGUGAGCAUGAGGGGAAGAAAGAAGCUUUGGUUGCGUGGCUUCUCUCUUAAUUACUGUAAUUUUCACUUGUCUUUUUCUGUGUUGUUUUGUAGUACGAGUGAAAGUGAGAGUUGUGAGAUACUCCUACUACUUUUUUUUUUUUUUUCUCUUUCUAGGAAUAUUGGAGCCAAAAAUAAUUUCCAUUUUCCAAGUUGACGGUUAAGAAGAUGGUUUCGUUUUGCAUCUAGCUCUUCUUCUACGUGUAGGUAGGAGUGAAAAUGAUGCUAGGAUUAAUUUUAGCCCCUCGCUUGAUUGGUACUGAAAUAGAAACAUAUGUGAUUUUG
Messenger RNA from Rhododendron vialii, 1924 nucleotides. Its product is annotated as transcription factor MYB34. The record is from RefSeq and is a predicted model, not a curated record. The coding region runs from base 314 to 1651 and encodes 445 amino acids. Lineage: Eukaryota; Viridiplantae; Streptophyta; Magnoliopsida; Ericales; Ericaceae. The transcript has 3 exons.